AAAUGGAAGAAAAAGUAUUCCAUCAGUGAGGAAGUGCCAGUGGAUCACCUGGAGAGCAAGGAAGUGUGUUCCUAGAGUGACACACGGCCGGGGAUAAAAGGAGGGCCCGGCCAGAGGGGCCGAGCAUCGUGCAGAGGAGAGCCCUGCAGCCCCCCCAGCUCCAGCCCCGCUUGCGGAUCCCUGAGCCCCCGCAGCGCCAUGAAGGUCCCCGCAGCCGCCCUGGUCGCUCUCCUCCUCGUGGCCACCUGCUCCCCAUCCCAGGCCCAUCUCGACGGCGUCCCCACCACCUGCUGCUUCAGCUACCAGCAACGCCCCGUCCCGCGGAGCCUCAUCACCUCCGUCUACGUCACCAGCAGCAGCUGUGCCCAGCCGGGGGUGAUCCUGGUCACCAAGAAGAAGAAGAGGGAGCUGUGCGCGGACCCCCGGGUGCCCUGGGUGCAGGCGCAUCUGAAGCACUUCCAGACCCUGCAGAACUGACCCUUCCCCGCUGCCACCCGCCACGUCCCCGGUGCCACCCCCAGCGGCCUGGGCUUCCAGCCGCAGGCACGCCAGAGACUACUUGAACUGCAGCCUUCUGCAACGAGAGAACUUAUUCUAUUUAACUUAUUUCAGUGAAAGUAACUAUUUUUUGUUAAGAAAAGGGAAAAUACAAAAAUAAACUUACA
Molecule: messenger RNA, 665 nt
Organism: Chroicocephalus ridibundus (black-headed gull)
Lineage: Eukaryota; Metazoa; Chordata; Aves; Charadriiformes; Laridae
Product: C-C motif chemokine 3-like
Exons: 4
Coding region: 199-477 (92 amino acids)
Biological process (GO): eosinophil chemotaxis; immune response
Cellular component (GO): extracellular region
Molecular function (GO): chemokine activity
Source: RefSeq, a predicted model, not a curated record